Messenger RNA from Toxotes jaculatrix (banded archerfish), 1365 nucleotides. Its product is annotated as myozenin-2-like. The transcript is spliced from 6 exons. Gene Ontology annotation, cellular component: Z disc; actin cytoskeleton. NCBI's taxonomy places the organism in Eukaryota, Metazoa, Chordata, Actinopteri, Toxotidae. The record is from RefSeq and is a predicted model, not a curated record. Gene Ontology annotation, molecular function: FATZ binding; telethonin binding; actin binding. The coding region runs from base 222 to 1025 and encodes 267 amino acids.
UCACUCAGUCAGUCGGGUGAGGCUGCAGCCCCCUCUGCCCACCCUCCCCUCGACAAACCCCAGUGACAGGGAGCACCAGCACCCACACUACCCAGUCUGACCCUCUCGCCUCUCACCUUUCUUCCUACCGACUUCCUACCCUGAGGAGACAAGCACAAACUGAGACUCCCCCCUGAGGGUCCUUCAGGACAGCCUCACCCCCGACCCCCCAAGGGCCAGCCAUGUCACAGUUCUCCACCAUGACAACCAGGGAGAGGAAAAUGCAGGCGGCAGCAAUCUGCAGGGAGGUUCAAGCCCAGGAAGAUAUAGAGAUGGAUCUUGGGAAGAAAAUGAGCGUGCCUAAAGACAUCAUGCUGGAGGAGCUGUCUCUUGCCUCCAACCGGGGCUCCCGUCUCUUCAAAAUGCGCCAGAGACGCUCAGAAAAAUACACAUUUGAGAGCAUCCAGAAUGAAAACAACCAGCAGCUCAAUAACACAGGGGUUUCUCAAACAGAGAAUGGUAAUACCAUGGGCAGCCACGGUGGCAAGAACAACUCGGGUGUCGACCAGCCACCUAAAGUGCCAGCCGACACACCAGAAACAAAAAUGGCGGCAAAUCCAGACAGUAUCGCCCCGGGUUAUGGAGGUCCUUUGCAAGACAUCCCUCCAGAGAAGUUCAACUGUACAGCUGUGCCAAAGUCCUACCACUCACCCUGGGAGCAGGCCAUCAUCAGUGACCCGGCCUUAGCUGACACCCUCAUCACCUGCAUGCCUGAGCCAGAGCCCCGACCAGAACUACCAGGGUACAAAUGUUUCAACAGGGUGGCAACCCCGUUCGGAGGCUUUAGCAAGGCACCUAGACCUGCUCCCAUCAAGGCACUGCAGGUGGAACCCCUCCCAGACUUCCCUGAGCUCCAGGGGGACACGACAGUAAAUCGGCCCUCCUUCAACAGAUCUGCUCUGGGGUGGGUGUCAGCGGGCUGUCCAGUUGCCCUUCCUACCGUUUCCCUUGAGCCUCUGCUCAUCCCUGAGUCAGAAGACCUUUGAACCCAUAAUGAAGUCACACAGAGAUGCUGUCUACUUAGUUGUUGCACCAGAGGUUAUGGUGGGCAGGGAAAUGUUUUGGUCAGAACAGAGUCAGGGGGAGAGAAAGCGUCCUGUUGGCCGUAGCUGGUCAAAGUUACCAUGUGUCCAGCAUCCCUUGGUUUUCCAGGGAUCUUAGCUAUUGCACUGCACUCAGAAAUGAGCUAAUCAUGAAUUAAUGUACAGUAGGCAGAAACACUACUGCAACAAACAGAAUUUGUUGUAUAUUAAUGUGCAUAAGAGUAUUUUGUCUUACAGACACAAGUUUUGCUCAAUAAAAUGGUGUGGAAGGCAAUAAAAACUA